Molecule: messenger RNA, 711 nt
Organism: Trametes versicolor FP-101664 SS1
Lineage: Eukaryota; Fungi; Basidiomycota; Agaricomycetes; Polyporales; Polyporaceae
Exons: 2
Coding region: 148-306 (52 amino acids)
Source: RefSeq, a predicted model, not a curated record
AGCAUCCGUACCAGCUACAUCAACACCGUCUGUGAAAUGCGAAUGCGAUAGAAACAUGAGCGGCGUAGCGGCAGCAGAGAGCAGUAGCCCCAAUCCCGCCACUUGCUCCUCUGUGCUUAGACAUCCCGCCGCAUAUAAUGGACCGACAUGGGUCGCGCCGCGUCGUGUGGAUGGCGAGCUUGUCUUGUCCUCGUGGAUCGGCGCACGCGUUUCGCAUGCUUCAACCACACUCCUUACACCACAAGAGAUGACCCCCGUUCAAACUGGUCGCGGUUCGGCACCAAUCAGCGGUUUGAGCGCAUGUAGUCAGUCUCGUCCGCACCGGGCGGCGCCUCAACGACGUCUCGAGCUGCCGAGCCCAGACAGCUUCUCCCUGAAGGCUGGGCCUCGCAUGUCGGCUCUUGGACGAGGACCGCGUCUGCAAAGGAUUUUGGGCGCUGUCCAUCCGGGAGGUGCGGCUAGAAGCGCGGCGCGACUCUCGCGCAAAGCACGCUUCGUAUGGCUUCCUCCAGUAACAGCGCCGAAUAUGCGCACUCGGUUUGUUGCGAACUUGAAUACACGCUCGUCUCGGGGCAUUUGCGGGGCACUUGUGGGGCACAGUGGGGGAGGGCCUGGGGCGGCUGCCCGCGUCCGAUCGCGAACGCGCGGUGGCCUAUCACGACUGAGGCUCUAAGGGGAAGGGCUACCUACCCUGAAACUGCGCCUUCUUCG